Messenger RNA from Mangifera indica (mango), 2312 nucleotides. Its product is annotated as laccase-17-like. The coding region runs from base 418 to 2154 and encodes 578 amino acids. Gene Ontology annotation, molecular function: hydroquinone:oxygen oxidoreductase activity; copper ion binding. The record is from RefSeq and is a predicted model, not a curated record. Gene Ontology annotation, cellular component: apoplast. Gene Ontology annotation, biological process: lignin catabolic process. NCBI's taxonomy places the organism in Eukaryota, Viridiplantae, Streptophyta, Magnoliopsida, Sapindales, Anacardiaceae. The transcript has 5 exons.
GUAAAAAUUCAGAAGCACUUAAUGAGAGCCAAGCCAAGACAAGUUAACUGUUUUUUGCUAAGUUCAUGGAUUACAACCUGGAAAAUUUGGUAAAUCUGAACCAAUUAAUUAUCUUAAUUAAGUUGCCCAAUUAGAGAAGGUCUUUCUGGUAAUCAAAUGAUCAUUCAGGCAUUGGUUAGGGAACAGUCUUACUUUAUCAGCACUCUAAAGUUAAGGUCGACCAAAAACAAAGCGGAGGAGACCAUUUAAAUUCUACAUUAAAUCCAUCAAAUUUUAAUUAAUUUCACUAAUUAAUCAUAACCCCUUUGCCCAAUCUUCCUAUAUAUUAAUCAUAACCCUCCCAAUCUUCCCUUAUAUUUUAAGCAUCAUUUCUCCUCUUCAUAUUCACUUCACUUGCUUUGCUUUUUUCUCCACACUAUGAGAACCUCUUAUCUUCCUUCAUGUGCUUCAAUGGCUGCUUUGCUCUUUGGUUUUUGUCUGGUUUCUCUAUUGCCAGAGCUUGCAGCAGGCAUAACAAGACACUAUACUUUCAAUAUCAUGUACCAAAAUGUGACAAGAUUGUGCCACACAAGGAGCAUUAUCAGUGUGAAUGGGCAAUUUCCAGGGCCUCGGCUGGUGGCGCGAGAAGGUGAUCGAGUCAUCGUUAAAGUGGUUAAUCAUGUAUCAAACAAUGUCACCAUUCACUGGCAUGGAGUUAGGCAGCUGACAUCCGGAUGGGCUGAUGGACCUGCAUAUAUAACACAAUGCCCCAUUCAGACUGGCCAAUCCUACACUUAUAAUUUCACCAUUAUUGGACAGAGAGGAACUUUGUUAUGGCAUGCUCAUGUUUCAUGGCUGCGAGCAACGCUCUAUGGACCCAUCAUCAUCUACCCAAAGCACAAUGAAUCCUACCCAUUUCCGAAACCCCACAGGGAAAUCCCCAUACUUUUUGGAGAAUGGUUCAAUGUAGACCCGGAAGCUAUCAUUACCCAAGCUCUGCAAACUGGAGCAGGGCCAAAUGUUUCUGAUGCAUACACAAUUAAUGGUCUUCCGGGGCCACUUUACAACUGCUCUUCUCAAGAUACAUUCAAGCUGAAAGUGAAGCCUGGAAAAACCUAUCUUCUAAGACUGAUCAACGCUGCACUCAACGACGAGCUCUUCUUCAGCAUUGCUAAUCACAGUGUCACCAUCGUUGAAGCUGACGCCAUUUAUGUCAAACCUUUCAACACAGACAAGCUCCUCAUAAGUCCAGGCCAAACCACAAACGUUCUUCUGAAAACCAAGCCAUAUUUUCCCAAUGCCACCUUCCUCAUGGAGGCCAGGCCUUACUUCACCGGAAUGGGCACAAUUGACAAUUCCACCACUGCCGGAAUCCUCCAAUACAAGCCACCAUCAAAUCUCUCAUCCUCCAAAAAUUUACCUCUAUUCAAACCAACUCUCCCUCCUAUAAAUGCCACUAGCUUUGUAGCCAACUUCACCAGCAAAUUUCGUAGCUUAGCUAAUGCUAAGUACCCUGCCAAUGUUCCUUUAAAAGUGGACAAGAAAUUUUUCUUCGCAUUGGGACUUGGGACAAAUCCAUGUCCCAAAAACACAACUUGCCAAGGACCAACUAAUACAACCAAAUUUGCAGCUUCUGUUAACAAUGUGUCAUUUCUCUUGCCUUCUACAGCUAUUCUCCAAGCUUACUUCUUUGGACAAAACAAUGGUGUAUACACUACAGAUUUUCCCGUUAAUCCUCCGACUCCGUUCAACUACACGGGGAUGCCACCGAAUAACACUAAUAUAAGCAAUGGCACAAGCACUGUGGUUUUGCCUUUCAACACAAGCGUGGAGCUGGUGAUGCAGGGCACUAGUAUUGUCAGUGCUGAGAGUCACCCUCUUCAUCUCCACGGGUUCAACUUCUUCGUCGUUGGAAUUGGUUCUGGAAACUAUGAUCCUAAUAAGGAUCCUAAAAACUUCAAUUUAGUUGAUCCGGUGGAGAGAAAUACUGCUGGUGUUCCUGCCGGUGGUUGGAUUGCCAUUCGCUUCUUCGCCGAUAACCCAGGGGUGUGGUUCAUGCACUGCCAUUUGGAUGUACACACAAGCUGGGGACUGAAGAUGGCCUGGAUAGUUUUAGACGGGCCACUACCGAAUCAGAAGCUACCACCGCCGCCGUCUGAUCUUCCCAAGUGUUGAUCUUCUUAAGGCUCGACUGACCAUUACUGGUCCAAACCGGCAAAAUCUUUUUCUGAGUGUUUUUACAUCAUAAAUCCCUUUUUCUUAACUUAAUGACUCUGUAAUUAUUUUUUGUGUGCGCUUCGUUAAUAAGAAAUGAGAAAGCUUUUUAUGCCUGA